AUGUCACAAUUCGUCGGCAACUCAACACUAGCAUUCGCACGGACGUGGCACGCUGUCUCCGCUAAAGACCGUGUACUCGGCCCGCUGGCAGUCAACAUCGCCAAACUACUCAUGGGCAAGCACAAACCGAUCUACGACCAAUCCAAAGACCUGGGCGACUACGUCAUCGUCACAGACGCCAAGCAGGUCGUCGUCACGGGACGCAAAGCCGACCAGCGCGUGUAUCGCCACCAUACCAUGUUCCCGGGAGGACUCAAGGAGAUCAAGUAUAAGGAGAUGAUGGAGAAGAAGCCGGAGGAGAUCAUCAGGAAGGCGGUAAGCGGUAUGUUGCCCAAGAACACGUUGCGGGAUAGGAGACUGGAGAGGUUGAAGAUCUUCGACGGAGAAGACCACCCUUAUCAGCAGAAUGUGAUUACGAGGUAUGGUGGAGCAGCGGCAGGGACAGGGUCGUCGACGGCGGCGAGCAGGGUCGGUGCCGACCAACCUGCGCCAAAGGCCUGA
Messenger RNA from Sporisorium graminicola, 501 nucleotides. RefSeq lists its product as uncharacterized. Lineage: Eukaryota; Fungi; Basidiomycota; Ustilaginomycetes; Ustilaginales; Ustilaginaceae. Bases 1 to 501 code for a protein of 166 amino acids. The record is from RefSeq and is a predicted model, not a curated record. The transcript has 2 exons. Gene Ontology annotation, cellular component: mitochondrial large ribosomal subunit; ribosome. Gene Ontology annotation, molecular function: structural constituent of ribosome; mRNA binding. Gene Ontology annotation, biological process: negative regulation of translation; translation.